This is a messenger RNA of Oryctolagus cuniculus (rabbit), 6439 nucleotides long. It is a transcript of the gene EXTL3, whose product is annotated as exostosin like glycosyltransferase 3. Gene Ontology annotation, cellular component: membrane. The record is from RefSeq and is a predicted model, not a curated record. NCBI's taxonomy places the organism in Eukaryota, Metazoa, Chordata, Mammalia, Lagomorpha, Leporidae. Gene Ontology annotation, molecular function: glycosyltransferase activity.
CUGCCGGCCGGCAGGGGGAGCGAAGGAUCCAGCAGAUCCGGCGCGGCCUGGAAGGCGCGCGGCCAGCGGCCAGAGCAGCUUCUGGGAAUUCCAGUUUCGCUCAGGCGGCGGCGGCGGCUGCGGCAGGUCGUCCCUGAACUACAAGCCGGAAAGCAAACCCUGGUUUCAUUAUUUCAAGAAAUUAUAGACCGGAGUAAAAUGCCUCUUAAGUCAGAGAAAGGAAGGACCCUGAAAUGUAUGCAACAUGCACUUACCUCCAUUUUAGAAGAGUAGGAAACUGAGGGAUGAUGUCUUAUAGUACUUCUACCGCAAAGAACAGGAAGUAAUGCCUCUUGUUUGCCUGUUUGUUGGCAAUGACAUGGAUAAAAGGCUGGCAUUUAUUUCUGUUCUAAUCAACUACUACAUAACUGUGAAUAGAAGCUAUGCAUAUUUGUUGGUCAGCAAAAGCAAGGAACAAGAGCUAUGGCAUUUGAAAAAGUCCAUCUGAUUUCAGGGUAUUUUUUCCAGGUUUCAUCAUCAGGGACUUUCUCCCUUCCAUCUCAACAACAAGGUGGCACCUUUUACCAUUUGAUAAAGAUUAAGGACAUGCUCUUUGGCCAACAACCAGAACUUAAAAUCUGCUGGAAGAGGGUCAGAGACCAUUUCAGUUGCAGCUGAGGAAAAUGAAGUUUCCGUUUUAUUUGAUGCCUUGCACAGGGGAGAGCACCAACUCUUGUAGCAAAGUGUAAGUGGACAAAGAGAUUUAGUUUUGUGGAAUAAACACUCAUGGUUAUGGCGAGUGACCCAACGUGAUCAGAGGUGGCGAGAGCCGCAGAGGAACUCAUGACAGGCUAUACCAUGUUGCGGAAUGGGGGCGUGGGGAACGGAGGUCAGACCUGUAUGCUGCGCUGGUCCAACCGUAUCCGCCUCACGUGGCUCAGUUUUACGCUCUUCAUUAUCCUGGUUUUCUUCCCCCUCAUUGCUCACUAUUAUCUCACCACACUGGAUGAGGCUGAUGAGGCAGGCAAGAGGAUUUUUGGCCCACGGGCUGGUAAUGAGCUCUGCGAGGUAAAGCAUGUGCUGGAUCUCUGUCGCAUCCGCGAGUCUGUAAGUGAAGAGCUCUUACAGCUGGAAGCCAAGCGGCAAGAGCUGAACAGUGAAAUCGCCAAGCUGAACCUGAAGAUUGAAGCCUGUAAGAAGAGUAUUGAGAAUGCCAAGCAGGACCUGCUGCAGCUCAAGAAUGUCAUUAGCCAGACCGAACAUUCCUACAAGGAGCUGAUGGCCCAAAAUCAGCCCAAGCUUUCUCUGCCCAUCCGAUUGCUCCCAGAGAAGGAUGAUACCGGCCUUCCCCCUCCAAAGGUCACGCGAGGGUGUCGGCUGCACAACUGUUUUGAUUAUUCUCGUUGCCCUCUCACCUCUGGCUUCCCAGUGUAUGUGUAUGACAGUGACCAGUUUGCCUUUGGCAGCUACCUGGAUCCUUUAGUCAAGCAGGCUUUUCAGGCUACAGCACGAACCAACGUAUAUGUUACAGAAAAUGCAGACAUUGCCUGCCUGUAUGUGAUAUUGGUGGGAGAAAUGCAGGAGCCUGUAGUCCUGCAGCCUGCCGACCUUGAGAAGCAGUUGUAUUCUCUUCCGCAUUGGCGGACAGAUGGACACAAUCAUGUCAUCGUCAGUCUGUCCCGGAAAUCAGACACGCAGAAUUUACUGUAUAACAUCAGCACGGGCCGUGCCAUGGUGGCCCAGUCCACCUUUUAUGCUGCCCAGUACAGACCUGGCUUUGACUUGGUAGUAUCGCCACUAGUCCAUGCCAUGUCAGAACCCAACUUCAUGGAAAUCCCACCACAGGUGCCCGUCAAGCGGAAAUAUCUCUUCACUUUCCAGGGUGAGAAGAUUGAGUCCCUGAGAUCCAGCCUUCAGGAGGCUCGCUCGUUUGAAGAAGAAAUGGAGGGUGAUCCUCCUGCUGACUAUGAUGAUCGGAUCAUUGCCACGCUAAAGGCAGUCCAGGACAGUAAGCUAGAUCAGGUCCUCGUAGAAUUUACCUGCAAAAACCAGCCUAAGCCCAGUCUGCCUACUGAGUGGGCAUUGUGUGGGGAGCGGGAGGACCGCUUAGAAUUACUGAAGCUUUCCACCUUUGCCCUCAUCAUUACUCCUGGGGACCCUCGCUUGGUUAUUUCAUCUGGGUGUGCAAUACGGCUCUUUGAAGCCCUGGAGGUCGGUGCUGUCCCAGUUGUGCUGGGGGAGCAAGUACAGCUUCCUUACCAAGACAUGCUGCAGUGGAAUGAGGCGGCCCUGGUGGUGCCCAAGCCACGGGUGACUGAGGUUCACUUCCUGUUACGAAGUCUCUCUGAUAGUGAUUUACUGGCUAUGAGGCGCCAAGGCCGGUUUCUCUGGGAGACUUACUUCUCCACUGCUGACAGUAUUUUUAACACUGUGCUGGCUAUGAUUCGGACUCGCAUACAGAUCCCAGCUGCUCCUAUCCGGGAAGAGGUAGCAGCCGAGAUUCCCCACCGUUCAGGCAAAGCUGCUGGAACUGACCCCAACAUGGCUGACAAUGGGGACCUGGACCUGGGGCCGGUAGAGACGGAGCCACCUUACGCCUCACCCAGAUACCUCCGCAACUUCACUUUGACUGUCACUGACUUUUACCGCAGCUGGAACUCUGCUCCAGGGCCUUUCCAUCUCUUCCCCCACACUCCCUUCGACCCUGUGUUGCCCUCAGAGGCCAAAUUCUUGGGCUCAGGGACUGGAUUUCGGCCUAUUGGUGGUGGAGCUGGGGGUUCUGGCAAGGAGUUUCAGGCAGCGCUUGGAGGCAAUGUGCCACGAGAGCAGUUCACGGUAGUGAUGUUGACUUACGAGCGAGAGGAAGUGCUUAUGAACUCCUUAGAGAGACUCAAUGGCCUUCCUUACCUGAACAAGGUAGUGGUGGUGUGGAAUUCUCCCAAGCUGCCAUCAGAGGACCUUCUGUGGCCUGACAUUGGCGUCCCCAUCAUGGCUGUUGGAAGACUUGACCUUGGGCAGAGGAGAGAUCAUUCUAAAGCCCUGCUUCUCAGAAAGUUGGUGGUCCGAACUGAGAAGAACAGUUUGAACAACCGAUUCUUGCCCUGGAAUGAAAUUGAGACAGAGGCUAUCCUGUCUAUUGACGAUGAUGCUCACCUUCGCCACGAUGAGAUCAUGUUUGGAUUUCGGGUUUGGAGAGAAGCUCGUGACCGCAUCGUGGGCUUUCCUGGCCGAUACCAUGCUUGGGACAUCCCUCAUCAGUCCUGGCUGUACAACUCCAACUACUCCUGUGAGCUGUCCAUGGUGCUGACAGGUGCUGCCUUCUUUCACAAGUAUUAUGCCUACCUGUAUUCUUAUGUGAUGCCCCAGGCCAUCCGAGAUAUGGUGGAUGAAUACAUCAACUGUGAGGACAUUGCCAUGAACUUCCUUGUCUCCCACAUCACUCGGAAACCCCCUAUCAAGGUGACCUCGCGGUGGACUUUCCGUUGCCCGGGAUGCCCUCAGGCCCUGUCACACGAUGACUCCCACUUUCAUGAGCGGCACAAGUGUAUCAACUUUUUCGUCAAGGUGUAUGGUUACAUGCCCCUCCUGUACACCCAGUUCAGGGUGGACUCUGUGCUCUUCAAGACCCGCCUGCCCCACGACAAGACCAAGUGCUUCAAGUUCAUCUAGGGGCGUGGCAAGUUCUGCGGAGAAGAUGGGCAGAGUGAGGAGAUGGUUCCUAAGGUUCCCAGGCAUGGAAGGACCUUGGGCACAUCUGCUGGGUAGGUGGCCCAGUCCUGUGUUGCAAGAGGCGGCGGGAAGAGUGGAGAGGAAGUAGCUGCCUUUACGGUGAAGUCAGCCACACUGGGCCUGGGCCCCCAGGCAGCAGCCCUGGGUCCCACACAGGGCACUGACGGAUAGCUUACACUGAGGACCGUGGCGACUCCGGGGAAUCGCGUAGUUCAUAAGCCCAGGACAGCUGGUUUGUGGUUUUUAGAUUCAGUAACAACUUUCAUUAUUUAAAGAGAAAGUUUCAGAUUUGCCACUCAAGGUUUACUUAUAUGUGUGAGUGUGUAUACGUAUGUAUGUGUGUUUACAUGCACACACACUCACAUACAUAUCUCUUUGGUAAGGGGAGUCCUACAUUUUUCCCCGUCUCAGUGUGGCACCUACCAGGCUCCUUACGCUCUGUAUUUUGGUGGCGAUGGAUCCUGGCGUUGUUACCUGGCUUAUGGGUAAAGAUCAGUUCCCUCGUCACCAAGAGAAUCUGUGCAAGAAACCAGAAGGGAUGGACGUGGCCAUCUGUGGGGAGGGGACCUUGGAGAAGAUAAGGCCUUCGGGCUCUUCCCUUGGCCUUCUCCUGGGCCCGUGGCCACCUGGAACCCCCACGCCCCUGUGCUGUAAGGCCUGGGGAGGAUGGCACCACAGGGAUGGUGGCGCUGCCUUGGGCUGGGUACAGUGGUUUUUGAGGCCAAGCUUAUCCCACUGUUGGCGCCAUCUCUCUCAUUGGCUCUCUUAUUGGAGAGAGAAGGUCGUGGAAGCCUGAAGACGGCACUCCCAAAUGGCGUCUUGUCCUGCACUCCUGUUAAAACACAUGUUGUGCUUUGGGCUCUGGGCUUUCCUCCAGUACUAUCUCCUGAGUCAGAGAAUAGGGGCUGUGGCAGGCUGCGCCUCCGUGUGGUCUGCAGGGCUUAGCUUAGGCUCCCUUCAGCGGAGAACAAGUGGCCCUGAGGAUCCCACCUGGCUGCCCGGGAAGUCUUGCAGCAGGGCAGCUGCCGUGGGAGACGUAAACCCCUUGGUGAAAUUCACCUUCCCCUCCACCUUCGUCUAGACCUCCAUCCUGUGUUACCUAUGGUUUUUGGACCCCUGAUGCCAGGUUGGCUUUAGGUCCCCCCCAAGGUUUGGGAUGUGCCAGUAAAAUGAGAGGCUGUGAUGUGCUAUGGAAGGUCAAGUCCAGUCUUGGAAUUGAACGCUCACACCCACGUUCUCACCGUCUGCUCCUUGUUCAAACGGCGGUUCCCUGGUUAAAACUGAACCAAGGAAACUCGAUGUGUGGGGCGGUCGUGCGGGAAUGAGGUGCGUGGUGGUGGCCUCGGUCAGGGAUUGAACCGUGACUUCUGGUCUCCUCAGCCCCACGCUGUUGCGGUGGAGCUGAGUACAGAAGGUUUCCAGCAACUGGAGAGAAGCUCAGGUCUGUCCUGGUCGCGCACAUGCCUUAAGCCGGUCGUCUUCCCAGACCUUGGCACCCUGUGCUGCUUGUUCUCCUCUGACCUGCCUCAGCCACAUGGCUGCUCUUGGAGCGCCCGUCCUGAAGCGAGGCUCUUUGCUGUGGAUACUGCCCAGCUGUGGGGCUGGCCUGGCCUGCGGGAGCGCUGCUCCUGGGAAGCAGAGCCAGGGCUGCUCCCAGGGCUGUCUCUCCGGAUGCUCUCCCGGAGGCGCCUGCCUGGGAGACGCGACUGUGCUUCUCGGCAGCCAGCGAAGGGGCCCGGGCCCUGCCCUUCACCUGAUGCUCCUUUCCCGACUUCGCGCUGAUUCUUUUUAGCAGUAGCCUUCCCUCAGGGGAGCCAAAGAGUGUGGUGUUUGGAGGUAUAUAUGUGGCUGCUAUUGUUCCUUUUAUAGUGAGGAACGUGUAAACUUCCUGGCACCUGGAGAGACGGGGUGAGGUCUGUGGUAGGACCCUCUUUGUGGAGCCAGAUUCUUGGGUCCCCGGAUGUUGCUGGCCCACCCACAAACAGCUGAGUGGUCUCAGGUUACGGACAGCAUGGGGAGGCUGCAGAGAAGGCCGUGACGCCAGAGUGUCAGAUGAGGCCAGCACCCUCCGGACCCAGGAGGAGACACUAAACCUGAAGGACUCGCAGCAGCAGGCGCUGGUGGACUCCAUGUGCUGCUCCCAAAUGCAAGGCAGGGGUGGCGUGGCACGCUGUGUGGGUAGGUGCUCCUGAGAGCAGCUGCCAGUCUGCAGGGUGCGAUGGAGAGAGUCCCAGGGCCAUGCCUUCCAUGCUGCUCACUGUGUGGACCCCCCGAGCUGGGACUCCUCAACACGGGAAGGCAGCUGUGCAGGCCCCAGGGUCUGCUUGGCUCUCUGUAGGUCACAUCUCAUUCCUGCUCUCAGCAUCCGGGGCCCAGGAUUGGCCAGUGCGCCCUUCACUGUGAAGGCACUCCCCUAAGUGGCAGCCUCCCCAGGAUGCCCCUCAUGCUGGGCCUUCGCCCCCUGGCGGGGCUUCUCUGCUCUGUACUCACGCCAGGGCUCCCUGACUGGUGGGGUCGUGGCCAGAUGUGGGGAGCAGUCUUGGUGGUAGCUGCCUGGGAGUAUGCACGGGGAGCUGCCAGGCUGAGGGUGGUAUUUUGAAGGGGGAAGCUCCGUGAUGUCCAUGCCGUGCCCAGCCAGCCCAACCCCAUCCAAUCAUGAGCACAAUGGUCUUAUGUUGGAUUUUUGUAUUAAAACAAAAAAACCCAAAAAUAAAUGGAGACUUUAACUCAA